This is a messenger RNA of Hydra vulgaris (swiftwater hydra), 4540 nucleotides long. NCBI's taxonomy places the organism in Eukaryota, Metazoa, Cnidaria, Hydrozoa, Anthoathecata, Hydridae. The record is from RefSeq and is a predicted model, not a curated record.
AUGGAACGUGAAAUACUUGGCAUACUUCACAUCUUCAACAACCUGCAUAAUGAUGCCAAAGUAAAUCAUCGACUUGCAGCACAAACUGAUGUCGAAAGACUUAAGACAACUUUUAUGAAAAUCAACUUCGAAGUAAAAGUUUAUAUGCCACAAAGUUUUGAAGAGAUGGAAACAACUUUAAACAAUGUUUUAAGGAAGACAUAUGACAAUUACAAUAUUUUUGCAUUGUUUUUUAUUGCUCAUGGGGAGGAAGGUAAACUAGUUGGUCCCUACGAAACACACACACAGAAUUUAUAUUCGCAGAUCACAAUCAAAAAUUUCCUCAAUGAAAAUACUUCACUUAACAAUAUUCCUAAAUUGGUUUUCUUUGAUAGCUGUCGAGGUUUAAAAAUAGACGAAAAACUAAAUACUUCAACUAACGCCGAAAUUAGAUCAACUAAAGCAUCUUUUUGUGACUUGUUUAUGUGUUGCUCUACUGUGGAGUCUUAUGCAGCUUGGUCAAUUUCAGUUGAUAAGACUUAUUGCAGCCCAUGGGUUAAGGAAAUUUGCAAACAAAUUAUAGAAAAACACAUGACAACCGACUUUGAACAGAUUUACAGGGAUAUCAAGCAUUAUAUGAGUGAAAAUCCAAUAGAGAUUAACGAUUCUAUUGACCUUGAUUCAAACAGAGCUAGCCAAAGAAGAAUUCGAUAUGGAAGUAUAUUCAAGUUUGAUUUACAUGGAGAUAAAGUGUGUACAUUAGUUGAAUAUAAGUUCAACAAGCGUGAUAAUUGGUCAUCUAUCAAUAAUACAAAGCAAUCACGUCCAUAUUACCUUACUAGAAAAAAGAACAAUGAGAUGUUUAUCAAAGUGGAAAGUUUGAUAUGUGAAGCAAAUGUUUAUUUCAGGUUUUCGUUUCAAGAUUUAAAUAACAAAGUUGUUUAUGAAGAAUGUAUUUCCAAUAUUACAGGUGAGUGUGACUAUGAAUUAUCUUACAAUGGUAUGAUUAUGAUUGCAACACCUGCACCAAUUUCCGACAAUGAGUUCAGCGAAAAUAUUAGAGCGCCAAAAUCUUUGGAUUGGAGAAAGACUUUUAAUAUUAACCUUAUUAAAGUGCCUGAAAAUGAAUCUAUUGAAUCAAUUGCAGAUAUUUAUAUCGACCGCAAUUUUCCUGAUUUAAAAGAUGUUAUUUAUGUCCGUUCCUUUUUUGCUUGUAAAGAUUUUGCAACUAUGAUUUUUGACAAGUUUUAUGUUUUUUUUUCUGAAAAAAAAAGAACUGGUAUUCGUGCUAUAUUACCUGGUUACCAUAUACGCAACCAUGCAUCUCUUUUAAAGUGCAAUAUUGAAAGUUUUAAAAAUCACACUGAUGAAGAUAGAAUAAUAAUAUUUUACUCUGAACUCAAUCUCAUUCUUAUUGCUCGUAUUGCAACUUCAUUGGAUCGCCUACAAUUAGAAUCAGAGAACUGUUUGAAUGAUACUACAUUGUUUGUUACUGUUAAUAGUCUCUUGAUUAAUUGUUAUGGAUUAGUUAUACUGGGAGUUGUUGUUUUACCUUUAAUUAAGCGUGAAGAAUUAAAAGAAGAAUUAUUUUUUAUUUUUUCAGACAGUAGCAGUAGUCAGAAAAAAUUUGAAAAAAUUUUAUUUCUAUGUAAGGAUGAUAUUCAAAAUGAAAAUUUUGAGUGUUGGUGGAGAUUAGUUAGUGCUUAUAGCAUUGAGCGAUGUAAUGUUCAAAGUACUAAUACAUUAUUUUUUAAGAAACUUAUUGGGUUAGCUAUGAUAGUUAUGGCUAAAGUUGAUAUGGUGAAUAAUAAUAUUAAUAUUCCUACAUUAAUGUUUGAUCCUCAAAAACAGAUUGAGUCUAUAAUUCUUAACUAUGAGCAAUAUGAAUCAAUUCACGAUAAAGAACUUAAAAAAAUUAUCACAGGAGGAUAUGGUUCAGGUAAAUCUAUUGUUGGUAAGGAGAUUGUAAAAAAUUGUAUAACAAAGCAAUAUGAACAUCCUUUAACCUUAUAUUACAUAUGUUGUAAUCAUUUUUCUUUGUAUCAAUGUGAAAUGAAAGAGUUUGUUGACAAAAUCUUUUUAGAGAAAACCUUUUUCAAAAAAACCCCAAAUGUUACUGUUGUUUGUGAUAAUUUAUAUGAGUUGUGGCAAAAAAUGUGCAUUAAAAAAAGAAUUAAAGAAGAAUACAUUUCUAUUCCAAGAUUACUAGAAUAUUUGGUUGUCACUGACAAAAAUAAUGUAUGUUUUGUAUUAGAAGAGCUCUCACAUGAUUAUGUCAAACAUGAAGAUGCAAUUCAGUUAAAUAAGUUAUUUUUAAAUACAUUAAAGGAAUCUUUAGUUGUUUUUAUUCCUGAAAGUGUUGAGAAGUAUAGAGAAAUAAUCAGAAAUAACGAAAAACAAAUAAUACAAAAGAAUUGUUUUAAUGAAGAAACAUUAGAUAUGAAGAUCUUUACUCUUAAAAAAUCAAUGAGAGUAACUGAAUGCAUUAAAUUUUUAAUUGAUUCUUCUCAAAAUUCUAUUUGUGAAUCAAAAACUGUUUUUAAUUUUCCAAACUCAAAAGUGGAUGAAAAAUCAGAAAUAAUUAAAAAGGAUUUGUGUAAAAAAAAUAAACAGAUUCUACACCAAAAUAGCAAAGCAUCAAUUACAGAUUUAGAUAAUACUUUUGAAAAUUAUUUUUUUGACGGUGAUGUGAAUCACAUAUCAAAUAAAGUAGAAAAAAGUACGGUUGAUUUAACUGAAAAUGGUUUUCACGAUUAUGAUUUUGACCACGUUUCUAAGUAUGUAGCAAUUAAAACUAAUAAUGAAGUUUCAAGUUGCUCUAUGGAGACAAGUUUUGGCUUUAAAUCAAGUAUUAUAGGACAUUCAAUUAAAGGAGAAAAACCCAAGGUAGUAUUUUUUCCUUUUCAUGACUUGAAAAAAAAGCAAUCUGCAAUAUUUCUGUCUGUUGUGUUACAGUACCUUUUUUUUAACAAGUUAAGAAAAACUGUUGUAAUAUGCAAUGACAUGGAAGAAACUCAAUCUGUCGCAUAUGCAAUAGAUAUAACUGAAAAGUAUAAAUCAGUAAUUUAUUUACCACAUUUACAAAAACGCACUCCAAAAUUUUCUGAAAAAUUUGAGGUUACAAAAAAGCUAACAAGUAAUCUUGAUAUUCUUGUAACUGACAGUAAAGGCUUUUCUGGAGCUGAAUCUGAAUGUGUAGUUGUUCUUGUGAGACCAGACGAGAUUUAUCUUCGACAUGUUCUUGUGGAUGCCAUGUCAAGAUCAAAUUCAUAUUUAAUAGUUUUAGUAUUAAACUCCAAUAAUAAAGAUCAAAAUUUAACUAAAAAUUUAAACACAAAUGGAACUAUUAGAAAUGUGCUAAAUAAGUGGUCAGAAAACAUUGCUGAAAAAAUUAUAGUAAAUGUAUGCAAUAAAAAAAAUCAAGCAUGGACUGAAGAUAUUAAUGAUAUGAUUAUAGUUCAUGUAUGUAAUAAAGAAAAUCUAUUGUUAAUACAAACAGAUUGUUCCAUAUUAAUAUGUGAACAUUGCAAAGACUUUAUUGAUCGUGGGUCUAUAAUAAAUUUUUCAUCAUAUGGAGACAAAAUAGAAUUUAAAAUUUUUGAUGAAAAUAAUGCAAUAUAUGAAUCUAUUGCUUCUAACAUUCAAGCAAACAAAGGUAAUGAUAUGGAUGAACUUUUUAUUGAAAAUUUAAAAAAAGUAAGAGUGGUGGGGUCAGGUGCAUCUGGAACGGUUUAUCUUUGUACAGAUGAAAAUACAGGCAGAAGAUUAGCUAUGAAAUGUAUUGAGACUGGAGAUAUUGACAAUAAUGUUAAUGCAAAGCAAGAAUUUGAAAAAGUUCAAGAUGAAAUUUCACUUUUUCAAACAUUAAAUCAUGAACGAAUUGUGCACUACUUUGGUUCAACCUAUACUAACACAACAGUCUCUAUUGUAAUGGAAUUCAUGGAAGGGGGAUCUCUUUACAACAAAAUAUCAAAUGAAGGUGCUUUAGAUGAAAAUACAGCAUCAGAAAAAUCUUAUCAAAUUCUUUGUGGAUUGGAAUACUUACACAGUAAAAAUAUUGUACACAGAGAUAUUAAAAGUGCCAAUAUUUUGUUAGAUUUAUAUGGGAAUUGUAAGCUUGCUGAUUUUGGUAUAUCAAAACAGAUACAAACAAUUAGUUCUUGUGCAGGAUGUAAAACAUUUGCUGGAACACCUUACUGGAUGAGUCCUGAAGUCAUAAAUGCAACUGCUGAUGAUAUUGAAUAUAGAAAUAAAGCUGAUAUAUGGUCAUUCGGUUGUACUGUGCUUGAAAUGCUUACAACAAAGCCGCCAUGGUUUCAUUUAGAUCCUAGGGUUGCUAUAUUCCACAUUGGUACAAAACCAACUAUACCGCAUCUGCCUGAUAACUCGUCUAAUUCAUGCACAACAUUUGUGAAUGAUUGUUUUCAACGUGACCCGAAAUUACGACCAAAUACAUCGCAGCUAUUGACUUAUGAUUGGGUCAAAAGAUCUGCAUAAAAAGAAGCUUGUAAUGCAUUGAUAAUGAAUUUUAUGACAACGAAAUACAACUUUUGAAUCGUCA